CCUCAAUUCCUAUUUAAAAUUUGUAUUUUAUUUUAGAUUAAAACAGUUUUCCUAACUAAUAUAAGAACAUGUUGAUGAAAUACUCCUUUAUAAACCAGUCGCUUCUGAAGAGGGCCAGCAUAAACUUCUUCAAUACGCCUUCCUUAGCAUCCUUUUCGCACGAUGCGGUACCAGCGGUUAAAAAGGAAAAUAACGAUGAAAGUUACCAGAAAGAGUUGAAAGUAUUUCAAACAUUCACGAAUGUCACCAGGAAGACUCGUGUUAAAAAGCCGCAGAAACCUCCGUUCGUCAAAAAUUUAUUAUUGAGUGAAUUCGACAAGGAUAUUCUCAGCUAUCCGGAGUUGAACAAGGAGGAUACUAAAAACCUGGAAGAAAACGCGAAGUUGUUGAAGAACGUAAUGAAGCAAAGCCACAUGUCCUCACCUUCGUUAUCGAAGAGCCUCAGGCAGAAUCUUUCUGAUUACAAAGCAAUCGGUUUACAAGCGCCCAAUUUAAUGGACGGGUUGAACUGUAAUGUCUCAGAGAGCUGCAGAAUCAUAGAAUCACUGUCCGAGAAUGAUUUAAGGUGUAGCAUUUUCAACAAUGAACAAUACGGUGUGCAAACAUUAGUUAAAUUCGCCGAUGAUAAACUAAAAACUAAAUAUUUGACUCGGCUUAUGAACGGAGAAUUGUUAUCUGCGACUUGUAUUAGCGAAGGACCUUGCUUUGUAGACACCUUAAAAACGAAUGCUAAGCUGUCUCUGGAUGGAAAAACUUGGAUUCUAAAUGGGGAAAAAGUAUUUGUAGUGAACGCCAAAUCUGCAGACGUGUUGAUUGUAUUCGCUGUAUCUAAAGUCAUUACUAAAGAUGUUCAUCGGGAUGUAAAACUAACGGCUUUCUUGGUAGAAAAAAAUUCACCUGGUAUUAGUAUUAACGAAAUCGACACCAAGGGCAUUGAAAUGGCCAAUGUAAUCUUCACCGAUACUCCUAUUCCGGCAGAAAAUGUAAUAGGCAAAGUGAACGAAGGUCAGAAGUUGUUAGAAAUGUUAAUUACAGAACAGAGACUUUCCGUUAGCGCUGUUUGCGCAACUACAACUAGAACUAUCUUAAAUAACAUGAUAAAUGAGAUCAGUCGAAAUUCUAAUAAUGUAAAUAGGCUGCACGAGACCGAUAAUAUUAGGGAAAAUAUGGGUAAAAUGGCCAUCUCUUUGUACGCAAUGGAAAGCGCCACGUACCUAACGGCAGGUUUGCUGGAUGACUAUACGGAUCAAGACGUUCAAGUGGAAGCGAUUAUAUCGAAAGUGUUCGCUUCUCAAGUAACCACAAAGAGCGCUCUAUCGGCUUUAGAUUUACUGGGUCUAUCUACGCUCUCCGAAUCGCAUUGGCUGCAUCCUCUCCUUCGAGACGCCCAAAGAUUCAAGACAUUACACGAACCCGACGAGGGAUUAAAAAUCGUCUUAGCAUUGCUCUGCUUAGAACAUGCAGGAAAACAACGCAAUGAUGUGAUAAACAGAUUGAGGAAUCCUUUUUUCCACAUAAAUUUCAACUGGAGGCGAAUGUGGACGCAAAGGAGGAAUAACGCGGACAAUCCCAAGUUGGAUUUGGAAUUGCCAGAUCACUUGCAUUUGUCCUUAGAGGGUUCUGCUCAGAAAUUAGAGUAUUGCGUGAAAAGAUUAGAAUAUAUAGCGGAAAUAAUGCUUGUGCGAUAUGGGGUAGAAGUUGUUAAUUACCACAUGGAAUUAAAACGUUUGGCGGAUAUUAUUAUAGAUGUUUAUUUGAUGACGGCGUGUUUAGGGAGAGCCUCGAGGUCUUAUUGCAUAGGUCUUCAAUUUGCCGAAACCGAAAUGUUGAUGGCGGCUUCGUUCUGUAAAUCGGCUUUAACGCGAGUGAAAUAUAACGUGGAACAAAUCAAUUUGGGACAAUAUUUCACUAGCGAUGAAGACUGCAGGGUGAUUUCGAAAAAACUGUUCCAAUACAAGGAAUAUUUCCCGAAACAUCCGUUGACUAGGAAUUUUUAAUUUAGAUGAUUUGUUAGAUUUUCAAGAUUUAUUUAUUAAAUUGUUUUAAAGUGGAUUUAUCGAUGCGUUGAUAAAUUAUUUUGGUACAUGUAAGUUAUAAUAAAUGAUA
Messenger RNA from Phyllotreta striolata, 2106 nucleotides. The record is from the annotation of a GenBank genome assembly. NCBI's taxonomy places the organism in Eukaryota, Metazoa, Arthropoda, Insecta, Coleoptera, Chrysomelidae.